AUUUUAUGAAACGCUUACCAUUACACGAUUGAUAGAAAACUUAAUCGGAAAACUAAAACAAAUUAAACUCUAAUCAUCGUCCAAUCUUGGAUCUCUUUCUUCCCGAACAAAGUUUUGAUCUCUCUUUAAAGAAAUGGUGGCGUAUAAUGAUCACGAUUACUUCUUCAAGCUUGUUUUAAUCGGGGAUUCAGGUGUCGGGAAAAGCAAUCUCUUAUCACAAUUCUCUAGGAACGAAUUCAUCCUCAAAUCCUCAGCCACUAUCGGGGUUGAAUUCGCCAACAGCAGCAUCAACGUUGGUGACACGGUUAUCAAAGCCCAAAUUUGGGACACAGCUGGCCAAGAAAAGUAUCGGGCCAUAACCAGUGCAUACUAUCGAGGUGCAGUAGGUGCAUUGAUCGUCUAUGACAUCACACGCAAAAUAACAUUUGAAAACGUGGAAAAAUGGUUGAAGGAGGUUCGGGAUCACAAGGAACAAAACAUGGUGAUCGUGCUCCUUGGGAACAAAGCUGAUCAAACUAACUUGCGAUCGGUCCAAAGGGAGGAUGCAAAGGCAUUUGCCGAGAGAGAGAAUAUUAACUUAUUCAUGGAAACAUCGGCUCUCGAUAAAUCAAGUGUCGAUAAAGCUUUCACCAAAGCGUUGACUGAGAUUUACCAUAUGGAUAAUCAUCACAUGGUCGAACCCAAGGGACAAACGAAGAACGUUGGAGGUCAUGAAGACGUUGGGAUCAAAAGGGCAAGUGAUUUGGUUAUGGCAUCCGGAAGUAAUUCAGAAGACCAGCAUAGCUCAAUAAAUGAGCCCCCAAGACUCUCUAGUGUUGAUAACUUCUCCAUUUGGAAGAACCGUAUGAUUGGUUACCUAAACUUUGUUGACAGCAAAUUGGUGGAAACAAUAAAGGAAGGUCGGCAUAUUCCUCUAAAGGAACGAUCCAAAUUGAGUGAUGAAGAUAAAAAGAAAGUCGGCCUUGAUUAUACAGCAAUGCAUAUUCUGAGUGUGUCCCUGCCUGAUGAGAUUUAUCGUUUUGUCAUGUACUGUGAGUCAGCUAAGGAUAUGUGGGACAAUCUCAUCGUCCUGUUUGAAGGUACUGAUGAAACAUUGGACUCUCGUAGGUUUCUCCUUAUACAGCAGUACGAGCUGUUCACAUGCAAGCCUGAUGAAUCAUUGACUCAGAUAUACGUCCGUUUUAACAAUCUCAUCAAUGAUCUGAGACAACACCGCAAAACCUUUGAUAACGAUGAAAUUCUGAAUAAAUUUCUCAAAAGUCUAUCUUCGGCAUGGGACUUUAUAACAUUUAUGAUAAGACAAACGAAGAACUUGAAGACUAUGUCACUUGAGUCUCUCUAUGGCCAUUUGCUCACACAUGAAGAGGAAAUAAAGAAUGCAUGAUGCAUGCAUGGAUAAAGGAAAAGUUACAUGGCACCGGGUAAGUCUAGACGGGUUAAAUGAGUUUGCUUGUUGGAAAUUUCUUAGUGCUUUGUAAUAAACACGUAACGUAGUGAUGGCCUACACGGGUCGUCGGUUUCAUUAAUCUUAAAAUAAUAUUUUUCACAGAAUAAAAUAAUAUAAAAAGUUGGCAUG
Molecule: messenger RNA, 1576 nt
Organism: Lactuca virosa
Lineage: Eukaryota; Viridiplantae; Streptophyta; Magnoliopsida; Asterales; Asteraceae
Source: the annotation of a GenBank genome assembly